UAUAUUCUGUUAUAUCUCUUGUUUCACUGCCGAGUUAAACUCCUCUAUUCUCCCAGUCCAAACUCUAAACUCAAUAACAACGCCGAAACUCUUGUUUGUUUGGUGUUGUUGAGAAAACACAACAAUGGAGUCAGCCAGAGGAUUAUCUCAAAGAGAGCAAGACAUCCAAAUGAUGCUUGCUGCCGAUGUUCACCUCGGCACCAAAAAUUGCGACUUUCAGAUGGAGCGUUACAUCCACAAACGCCGCUCUGACGGUAUAUACAUCAUUAAUCUGGGAAAGACUUGGGAGAAACUUCAAAUGGCUGCCAGGGUUAUUGUAGCUAUUGAGGACCCUCGGGACAUUAUAGUUCAGUCAGCCAGACCAUAUGGUCAGAGAGCUGUGCUUAAGUUUGCACAGUACACUGGAGCCCAGGCUAUUGCAGGAAGGCAUACUCCUGGAACCUUCACCAAUCAGCUGCAGACUAGUUUCUGUGAACCUCGUCUGCUCAUUUUGACUGAUCCACGUACAGAUCAUCAGCCUAUCAAAGAAGCUGCACUUGGGAAUAUUCCUACCAUUGCUUUCUGCGAUACUGAUUCCCCAAUGCGUUAUGUUGACAUUGCCAUCCCUGCUAAUAACAAAGGAAGGCACAGCAUCGGUUGUCUGUAUUGGAUGCUGGCUAGAAUGGUUCUCCAAAUGCGUGGAACCAUUCGUAGUGGACAGAAAUGGGAUGUGAUGGUGGACUUGUUUUUCUUCAGAGAGCCAGAAGAGCCUAAAGAAACAGAUGAAGAAGAAGCUGUUGUUACUGCUGACUAUGGAGACUAUGGCAGUGUUCCUCUUAUUGGCGACCAGUGGGCUGCUGCUCCUCUUCCAGGAGAGACACUUGCUGGUUCAGUUCCUCCAGUUGCUGAAGCUGACUGGACUACUGCUCAAGCUCCACCGGCGGCAGCUCCAGUAGCAGCUGCUGCAGCUACAAUAUCUGAUGGUUGGGAAGAGGUUACUGCUCCACCACCUGCAGGAUGGCAAUGAGCAAUGGUUUAAAAAAGUCAAAAUUUUGAACUUCUAGAGCAAUCCUGAAAUUUUGUUAUUGAAUUAAAGCUACACUAUGAUACACUUCAGUUGUAGACCUUUAAGCAACAUGAUUAUGUCUACAUACAUUUGUCACAGUAAGUUGUAAUUCAAUCAGAUUGUUUUCGUCUUUGUUGGAUGUUAGUAUUUUUUUUAUCAACUACACGGAGUUUUGCAGAA
This is a messenger RNA of Beta vulgaris subsp. vulgaris (sugar beet), 1225 nucleotides long. RefSeq names its product 40S ribosomal protein Sa-2. Gene Ontology annotation, biological process: cytoplasmic translation; ribosomal small subunit assembly. The transcript is spliced from 5 exons. Bases 125 to 1006 code for a protein of 293 amino acids. The record is from RefSeq and is a predicted model, not a curated record. Gene Ontology annotation, cellular component: cytosolic small ribosomal subunit; 90S preribosome; ribosome. Gene Ontology annotation, molecular function: structural constituent of ribosome. Lineage: Eukaryota; Viridiplantae; Streptophyta; Magnoliopsida; Caryophyllales; Amaranthaceae.